Molecule: messenger RNA, 1220 nt
Organism: Cornus florida
Lineage: Eukaryota; Viridiplantae; Streptophyta; Magnoliopsida; Cornales; Cornaceae
Product: expansin-A10-like
Exons: 3
Coding region: 46-801 (251 amino acids)
Biological process (GO): plant-type cell wall organization
Cellular component (GO): extracellular region
Source: RefSeq, a predicted model, not a curated record
UCUUCACUCCUACAACCCCCCUCUCAAGGCUCAUUUAAAAAAAAAAUGCCUAGAAACCCUUCAAUUUCUGAAGGAAAAAUGGCUCUUAGUGUGUUAUUUUUAGUGGGUUUUUUCUCCAUGGUCUCAUCUGUUAAUGGGUAUUAUGGGGGGUGGAUUAAUGCUCAUGCCACUUUCUAUGGUGGAGGUGAUGCUUCUGGGACAAUGGGUGGGGCUUGUGGUUAUGGUAACCUGUACAGUCAGGGGUAUGGGACUAACACUGCAGCAUUGAGCACAGCACUGUUUGACAAUGGCUUGAGCUGUGGUGCUUGUUUUGAGAUUAGGUGUGUGAAUGAUCCACAGUGGUGCCUUCCUGGUGCCAUUGUGGUCACAGCCACCAACUUCUGCCCACCAGGAGGGUGGUGUGACCCUCCCAACCACCACUUUGAUCUCUCUCAGCCUGUCUUCCUACACAUUGCUCAAUACAGAGCUGGGAUUGUCCCUGUGGCAUACAGAAGGGUACCCUGCAGAAGAAGGGGAGGUAUAAGGUUCACUGUGAAUGGUCACUCCUACUUCAACCUAGUCCUCAUCACUAAUGUGGGUGGUGCUGGUGAUGUCCAUGCUGUGUACAUCAAGGGCUCAAGAACCAGAUGGCAGCCAAUGUCAAGGAAUUGGGGGCAAAAUUGGCAGAGCAACACUUACCUUAAUGGGCAAACCCUAUCCUUUAAAGUCACUACAAGUGAUGGCCGUAGUAUGGUGUCUUACAAUGUUGCCCCUGCUGGAUGGUCCUUUGGCCAGACUUUUUCUGGAGGCCAGUUUCGUUAGGGUACCAUUUCUCUGCUAAAUUUAGCAAGUUGUAUGGUAUAGACUAUAUAGUAUAUAAUUAAAACUAGAAUUGGGUAAUUUAGUUAAAGAAGACUAUGUUAUGUGUCCAAAUGAAAAGGGAAUAUUUUCAAUGGCUCUUUUUUCAUAUUCAUUAUGUGUAGAGAGAGACAGAGAGAGAGAGAGAGAGAGAGAGUUGUGUUUAAAUGUUGCAGUGGUUGAACUUUUCUUAUGCUGCCAUUAGCACAUUGUGUGUAUUUUCCCUUACUUGUGUGAGGUUUGUGUGAUCAGCUUAAGCUGAAUUUCAUGUGACCAGUGUUGUAAUGAGGCGGUGUUAUGAAUUAUAAUGUAAAAGGUACUAUUUAAGCUUGUUUGGUCAAUUGUGCUGUAAUGAAAUGGACAUCUUACCUAUUGUUGUUUAA